AUGGAAAGCAGAUGUCCUCUCUGUUUCAAAAAUUUCCCCACUGGAAUAUUAGAGUCUCAUGUUAACAUAUGUUUGGAUCAGUUGGAGUUGAAGGAUCCUUCCCUGCUUAACAAUCAGCUACCAACAAGGCUGAAAAGAAAGAACGAAGAUGCAGUCUCUACUAAUAAAGGAUCCAAGGACGUAUUUAGUGCUUUAGGAUUAAGGAUAGAUUCCUCCGAAAAGAUCCGUAAGACUGAUCAGAAGAAAGUACAAAAAGAACGACCCACAUUAACCAGUAUACUCAUUGCAGAGAGAAAGCUUCGAGCAAAGACCAAGAGAGGAGCGCAAGACUUAAUCACUACCAAACAAGAAAAAGACUCCGACGAGCCAAUAAUAGAAAUCAAGAAGGAGAAGGAGAAGGAUGAAACCUUUUCUGUACAAAGCCAGGAAACUAAAAAAGUGGAUUCUCCAAGAAUAUUAAAUCUGCGUCAGAUGGCAAAUGAAGGGAAUGAAGUCGAUGAACAAAGUAUUCAAUAUUUGAGAAAAGAUUCAACUAUACCUCUUGCUCAGCGUAUCCGUCCAAAGAAACUUGAAGAUUUUAUAGGACAAGAGCAUCUUUUAGGAGAGCAGGGGAUUUUGAAGAAUAUUACCCAAUCCGAUAUAAUUCCUUCGUUUUUGCUCUGGGGAUUACCUGGAGUUGGAAAAACGUCAUUGGCAAGAAUAGUGGCAAAAUCUGCCAACUAUAAAUUUGUAGAAGUGUCCGGCUCCGAAGGAAAUGCCAAGAAACUAAGAGAAGUAUUCACAACAGCCGAUAACGAAAAGAAAUUAACCGGCAGGAAAACUAUUUUAUUCCUUGAUGAGAUCCACAGAUUUAAUAAAGCGGUUCAGGAUCUUCUACUACCAGUUAUUGAAAAAGGAACCUUGACUGUGAUAGGGGCCACUACUGAAAACCCAUCUUUCAGCCUCAAUAAUGCCCUACUUUCGCGUAUGCAUACGUUUGUGAUGCAUCCUUUAUCUACAGAUGCCAUUGUAAGGAUAAUAUACAAAGGCUUAUUUCAAAUAAACAGGACGCGGAAGUAUAUACAUGGAUUGCACCACAUUGCUCUCAAAAAAGAUGCCGCUAAUUAUCUUGCGGAACUUAGUUCAGGUGAUUCCAGAACCGCCUUGAACUUAUUGGAAACCCUACAUGCAUAUCUCUCUAAUUCGAAUUUCUCUAGCUCGAAUGAUAUCAAAAUAGACAAAGGUUUGAAGAAACACAAAAAUCAUGGUAUUGUCGUUACUGCAGAGUUGUUGAAACCACUAUUAAGCUCUCAAAAUUUUGUUCUGAUGUAUGACAGACAAGGUGAUAUGCACUACGAUACUAUAAGCGCUUUUCACAAAUCAGUAAGAGGAUCUGAUGCCGAUGCUGCGAUAUUUUAUCUUACGAAGAUGUUAGCAGGAGGUGAGGAUCCGUUGUUCAUAGCAAGGAGGAUGAUUGUUAUCGCAAGUGAAGAUAUCGGGUUGAGGGAUAGCUCAUGUCUUCCUUUCGCCAUUGCUGCAAAAGAAGCUGUAGAAUUUAUAGGGAUGCCUGAGGGAGAGAUAGUCUUAGCUCAUUGUGCGGUGAAGCUUGCAAGAAGUCCGAAAUCAACAAAGUCCUAUCGAGCUUUGAGAAGUGCCCAAUCGCUAUUGAAUGAAAAACCAGAAAUCAGUGCUAUACCAAUCCCCUUGCAUUUGAGAAAUGCGCCAACAAAGUUAAUGAAAGAGCUAGGCUACGGCAAAUCGUAUAAAUAUAAUCCGAUUUUUAUAUCAGGAAAAGUUGAACAAUCAUACAUGCCUGAAGAAUUGAGUAAAGUGAAGUUUGUUGAGAAAGAACACUUGGGAAAAGUAGAGGAUCCUGAAGUUGACCCAGCCGAGCUAGAAAAAGCAAAACGAGCAGAUGAACUAUAUUUGAGUUUCAAAGAAUUCAAGCGAAGAGAACUCGAAAUGGAGUAUUUGAAAAAAGCGGAAAUAGAAAAGCGCUCUAAUAAUGAGAAAUCAAAAGAUUCUAAUGAAAGGGAGCGAUUAUCUAGGCUAAGGUUGAGAUUGAAAAUCCAGAGUUUACUUAAAAACGAUCCUAUCUUCCUCAAAGACAUUUUAAGCAAAAGCUCUAAUGAUUUAAAAAAUGAAGAUGCAAAACAAGUAAUUUCGUCCUCGCUUAAUGAUACUAGUCGCUCAAAAACUCAAGAGGACAGAAUCAACGAUUCUUCAAAUCCUGGCUACUCUUAUGACGAGUUUCUUAGCAAAGACGAUCAACCGGAGUAUUUUGACGGAGAGGAAAAGGAUCAAUAUUCAGAUGAUCCUGAUUGUACAAAUAAUUUUGAAAGAUCUUAUGACGAAUUCCAUGAUGUAGCUGAACAGUCGUCUACGUACCGAAUGGAUGAUGAUGAUACGAACUACAUGCCAGAAUACCCUAUUUCUUGA
This is a messenger RNA of Priceomyces carsonii, 2418 nucleotides long. RefSeq names its product ssDNA-dependent ATPase. Gene Ontology annotation, molecular function: single-stranded DNA helicase activity; ATP binding; enzyme activator activity. The record is from RefSeq and is a predicted model, not a curated record. Gene Ontology annotation, biological process: DNA synthesis involved in DNA repair; DNA-templated DNA replication. Gene Ontology annotation, cellular component: nucleus. The transcript has a single exon. NCBI's taxonomy places the organism in Eukaryota, Fungi, Ascomycota, Pichiomycetes, Serinales, Debaryomycetaceae. Bases 1 to 2418 code for a protein of 805 amino acids.